Molecule: messenger RNA, 3540 nt
Organism: Solea senegalensis (Senegalese sole)
Lineage: Eukaryota; Metazoa; Chordata; Actinopteri; Pleuronectiformes; Soleidae
Product: nuclear factor NF-kappa-B p105 subunit-like
Biological process (GO): cellular response to stress; non-canonical NF-kappaB signal transduction; regulation of transcription by RNA polymerase II
Cellular component (GO): cytoplasm
Molecular function (GO): protein binding; DNA-binding transcription factor activity, RNA polymerase II-specific; RNA polymerase II cis-regulatory region sequence-specific DNA binding
Source: RefSeq, a predicted model, not a curated record
GGAAAUUCCAGUAAGGAAGGAAAUGAACCUGAUGAAUGUUUGAGUCGCUCCCGUCGUCACCUGCAGGAUUCGCUCUGUCGCGCGCUGGUUCUGGGGAUUAAAACUCACUUUAAUCUCUCGGAUUAAACUUUUUUUAAAAAUAAUUAUUGUAAUUUUUCAUUUGUGAUGACGCGGGUUUGUUGCGUCACGACGCGCCGCUGUUGAGCCGCUUCAGCGCGGGCGUGAUGGCGAGAUGAUGAAGUGAAGCCUGUCAAUCAAAGUUCGUGUCGAGAAGCUGCUUCUUCUUCUUCACCUGCGCGAGUUCAGCAGUCGUCGUCAUGGCUGCAGACGAUCACUACCUUCACACCAACAACCAGAUGUUUGACAACAUCAUGAUGGAUCCAUCGUGGGACUUCCCACAUUUUCCCGCCAUGUCUCAGACGUCGUCUCUGAGGACAGCAGAUGGGCCCUUCCUUCAGAUCCUGGAGCAGCCCAAGCAGCGUGGUUUCAGGUUCAGAUAUGGUUGUGAAGGUCCGUCUCAUGGUGGACUGCCCGGAGCAUCCAGUGAGAAGAACAGGAAGACGUACCCCACCGUCAAGAUCUGUAACUACCAGGGUCCGGCCCGGGUCGUGGUCCAGCUCGUGACAGCGCUGACAAACCUCCCUCAGCUCCACGCUCACAGUCUGGUGGGAAAACAGUGUGAUAAAGGAAUCUGUGUCGCUGACCUGCAGCCCAAAGACUCUACUAUCAGUUUUCCAAACCUGGGAAUUCUCCAUGUGACAAAGAAGAACGUGUCAAAGACUCUGGAGGACAGGAUGGUAGAGGCGUUCAGGAUGGGACACAACUAUGGAGUCUCUAUUCAUCCAGAGAUCGACGCCCAGCAGGGGGAGGUCAGGGUCCCCCGAGACCUGCACGAGGAGCAGCGCAGUGUGAUCAGCAGUGCGGCGUGUGUCCAAUCUAAGGAGAUGGACCUGAGCGUGGUGCGUCUGAUGUUCACAGCGUUCCUCCCUGACAGUGACGGUGGUUUCUCCAGACGUUUGGAACCUGUGGUGUCAGAGCCCAUCUAUGACAGCAAGGCUCCAAACGCCUCGAACCUGAAGAUCGUGAGGAUGGACAGAACGGCCGGCUGUGUGAGCGGAGGAGAGGAGGUGUACCUGCUGUGUGACAAGGUCCAGAAAGACGAUAUCCAGGUGCGUUUCUUUGAAGAAGACGACUCGGGGCUGAUCUGGGAAGCUCUGGGUGAUUUCUCCCCCACAGACGUCCACAGACAGUUUGCCAUCGUCUUCAAGACUCCCAAGUAUCGGGACCAGAACCUGCAGAGACCGACCUCCGUGUUCGUGCAGCUGAAGAGGAAGUCGGACAACGAGACCAGUGAACCCAAGCCCUUCACUUAUCACCCUCAGAACAUAGACAAAGAGGAGGUGCAGAGGAAGAGACAGAAGACGCUACCUAACUUUCAUGACUUCAGUGGUCAUGGACAGGAGCAGGGGGGAGGAGGUCUGUACCAGGAGGGAGGAGGAGGAGGAGGUCCAGCAGGGGGAGGUCCUGGUUCUACAGGAGGAGGAGGAGGAGGUUACUACCAAGGUUUUACUACCUAUAACUAUGGAGGAGGAGGUGCAGGAGGAGGCGGAGGAGGCGGCUUCUCCACAGGAUACUCAGCUGGUCUGGGGGGAGGAGGAGGAGGAGGAGGAGGCGGCGGCAUCAAACAUGCUUCUCAGGGCGACGACUCAGACGAUGGAGGUCCAGGCGACGACUCGGGGGCGGGGACUGUGCUGCAAGGUCCGGGUCAGGCGGCAGAGGGAGGAGUCAGGGCGGAGCCUGAAGCAGACAGAGGUGAGCAGUUGGGUCAGGUGACCAGCAGACAGCUGGACGCUCUCUUCCAGUACUCUGUAACAGGUGACUCAGCGUAUCUGCUGGCUGCACAGCGCCCCCUAAUGACGGCACAGGACGAGGACGGAGACACUGGGCUGCACCUCGCCGUCCUCCACAGCCAGCAGGAGGCGCUGAAGAGUCUGACUCAGGUGAUCUCUGCUCUACCUGGAGAGGAGGUUCUCAACAUGAGGAACCACCUGUACCAGACUCCCUUGCACCUGGCGGUGAUCACGCAGCAGAAGGAGGCGGCGGAGGAGCUGCUGAUGGCCGGGGCCGACCCCACGCUGACUGAUCGCCAUGGCAACACCGUGCUGCACCUGGCAUCACAGCAGCAGGGAGGAGCUGGAGGCGGAGCCGGGGGAGGGAUGAUCGAGUUUUUACUGAGACACGGAGACAUCAGAGGACUGUUGGACCACAACAACACUGCAGGUAUGUGUGCGAUCCACCUGGCCGUCCUGGCCAAUCAGCUGUCCUGUAUAAGAGAGCUGCUGGAGGGCGGAGCUAACGUGGAGGCUCAGGAGCGCAGCUGUGGAAGGACCGCCCUCCACCUGGCCACAGAGACAGACAACGUGUCAUUGGCUGGCUGCCUCUUGCUGGAGGGAAAUGCCAACGUGGACUGCUGCACCUUUAAUGGCUCCACCCCCCUCCACGUCGCUGCGGGGCGGGGCUCCGCCAAACUCACCGCUCUACUGAUGGCGGCAGGAGCCGACGCCCACAAAGAGAACUGUGAGCCGCUGUUCUUCAGAGAGGAGGAGGCGGAGCUAUGUUACGAAGACGACGAAGAUGAAGGUUACACAUCUGGAACGACCCCAAUCAACAUGGCCGCCAACGCACAGGUUCUGGAGCUUCUGAACGGAAAAGAGUACGAACCACAAACACGACGCAGUGUCAUCAGUCCACCACAAGGUGACCUGGCCAGUCUGGACACCGCAGUGAAACAGGAAGUGUGUCGCUCUCUGGAGAGUGAAGGAUGCUGGGAAACACUGGCCCACAGUCUGGGUCUCGGGAUCCUGAAGACGGCCUUUAGAUUAAGCCCCUCCCCUGCCAAGACUCUGCUGGACAGCUAUGAGGUGUCCGGUGGGACAGUCAGUGAGCUGUUGUCCGCUCUGAGGACGGUGGGUGAGUGCAGGUCCCUGCUGGUCCUGGAGGAGGCGCUGUGUCGCUCUGACACUGAGGGAGUGACUGGUGGGCGUGGCCUCGCUCUGUUGCAGGACUUGAAGGCGGAGUCUCGCGUCGACAGCGGCGUCUGUGACAGUGGGGUGGAGCUUUCCACGGCGUGAACACCUCUGACCUCUGCUGGUCAAACGGAGUCAUUCACCAAAACCAGUCUGAAACAACCGUCGUUGUGAGGACUUCCUGUCCACUGUGAGGAACUUCCUGUCCACUCAGACGGAGGACGUCCUGCUCUGAGGACACUGGUGCUGUCAGGAUAUUUUACUCUUUUUAAACUUUUUUGACGAGAAGUUUUUUAUUCUUACGUCUGAAAAUUUCCUUUAACUGUUUUUUUUUUUUUUUUAUUAAGGGAUUUUUUUUUUAUCAGACGCUCAAACUCGCGACACGUGACGUAACCAAAGGCAUUGUGGGAAAGAAGUUUUCCCUCCGUGUGAUCACAUGAUAUUUAUGUCACUGUACAGUUCAUCCUGAGCUCUCAUUGGUUCUUUUUAAAUAAAACUUUUUAUAUAUAUUUGA